GCCACCUAUAUUCAAUUAUCCAUGCAUUACUCUAACCUGCCUGCUGUUACCUUGACACUCCUAGAUCUGAGGAUCACUGCAUGGAUGCCAUCAUGCUGUCUGGUCGUGUCUGUAGAGUGACUUUGGGAGGUGUGAUGGUUCAUAUAACACUCGGCACAGUCUACACAUUUGGUAACUUGUCGCCAUAUCUGACGUCAUAUCUACGUCACAGCACACGUGACAACAUCACCUACAGUGACAGCGUGUGGAUCUACGCCUGCAACCUGAUAGGUCACGGCCUGUCUAUGUUCCUAGGGGGCGUCAUCUACCGACAGCUGGGACUACGACCUACAGUCUUGCUGGGUUCUUGGCUGAUGAGUGCAGGUGUCAUGUUGACGUUCUUCACGGUGCAACAUUCAUUCCUCGGCGUCAUCAUGACGUACGGCAUCGUGAACGGUUUUGGUGUAGGUGUCGCCUACUCAUUGCCUAUGGCCUGCGCGAUGAAGUGGCUGCCAGAACGGAAGGGUCUGGCAGGGGGUCUAGUGGUGGCGGGGUUCGGGGGAGGAGGGUUCAUCUUUAACCUGGUCCAGACAGCCUUCAUCAACCCCGGCAACCUGCCCACGGAUCUGACUGUCAAUGACGAAAAAUACUUCACCCAGCCGGAAGUCUUGGAGAGAGUGCCGUGGGUGUUUGUACUGACUGGGGGGCUGUACGCCGCCAUACAGUUGGUGGGUGUCCUGUUGAUAAGCGAGCCCCCACAGGUUUCAACAGAAAACACUCUUAAGUCCGUUUCCCCUGUCACUGAGGCUAGUGCCAGUCUUGUCUCUGGGGCCAAUCACACGGCAACCACGCAACUGAAUGAUGACACCGGUCUUGUCUCUGGGGCCAGUCACACGGCAACCAUGCAACUAAAUGAUGACACCGGUCUAGUCUCUGGGGCCAAUCACAUGGCAAACACGCAACUGAAUGAUGACACCGGUCUUGUCUCUGGGGCCAGUCACACUGCAAACACGCAACUGAAAGAUGACACCGGUCUUGUCCCUGGGGCCAAUAACAUGGCAACCACAGAGACGAAUGAAAACAUCAACGAUGUUGAUAUGUCAUCCGUCGACGUGACCCCUGUCCAAGUGCUGCAGACCCGACAUUUCUACAUCAUCUGGAUGUGUUUCCUGCUUAACGGCCAAGGAGUGGUGUUUAUCUUAACACUAUACAAGGACUACGGCCAGACGUUCAUCCAAGACGACAUCUUCCUGGCAGUCACCGGAGCCUUUGCUGCCCUUCUCAACUGUUUAGGGAGACUGUUUUGGGGUUUUAUUGGAGAUCGGUUUUCUUACAAUACCGCCACUGCCUGUCUGUGCAGCCUCACCACCGGCAUCCUCAUCACGUUCCACGCCACCAGCCUGGGAGGGAAGCCCCUCUACUUCAUCUACGUGUGUCUGAUGUUCGGCACACUGGCCGGCAACUUCGCCCUGUUCUCCCUCGCGGUUACCACGGCAUUUGGCCAGACACACUACCCCAUCAACUACGGCUUUGUGUUUACAUCGCAGGCUAUUUCGGCACCACUGGGCGCCAUCUUGGCGUCUCAUCUGAAGACGCUGAUUGGCUGGUUUGGGAUGUUCAGCAUGAUGGCAGCGUGCUCCUUCAUCACUAUACCUGAACAAUAUCUCUUCUGCCCACCCACCCCCAGAAUAUAUAAUGGUCGGUCCCCAAGUACGAAGCACCACUCGGUGUACUGCUUGGUAAGGGAUGAAGCGGACUCUCCGCCUAGCGCUCCCCGGACAGUUGACGGUCGUGGCCACGACAUCCUGUUACUGGUGGUCCUGUAUCCUGACAAACACCACUGUCCCACCAGGGCCGAGAAGGAAUGGACACGUUGCGGUUAA
This is a messenger RNA of Haliotis rufescens (red abalone), 1862 nucleotides long. RefSeq lists its product as uncharacterized. The transcript is spliced from 12 exons. The record is from RefSeq and is a predicted model, not a curated record. Gene Ontology annotation, biological process: transmembrane transport. Gene Ontology annotation, molecular function: transmembrane transporter activity. Lineage: Eukaryota; Metazoa; Mollusca; Gastropoda; Lepetellida; Haliotidae. The coding region runs from base 81 to 1862 and encodes 593 amino acids.